Molecule: messenger RNA, 1717 nt
Organism: Pleuronectes platessa (European plaice)
Lineage: Eukaryota; Metazoa; Chordata; Actinopteri; Pleuronectiformes; Pleuronectidae
Gene: ngfa
Product: nerve growth factor a (beta polypeptide)
Exons: 3
Coding region: 311-1201 (296 amino acids)
Biological process (GO): nerve growth factor signaling pathway; positive regulation of collateral sprouting; neuron projection morphogenesis
Molecular function (GO): nerve growth factor receptor binding; growth factor activity
Source: RefSeq, a predicted model, not a curated record
CCCAAAGAGUGUGUGAGGGAGACAGACAGAGGUGGCUGGCCCGAGACCUGGAGUCACAGCUUUAAACGCGAGAGCGGGAUUUGGAGUUUGGGGAUAAGUCUGCGAGACCUGGCUGAGGUGGAAUAUAGCUGAGUUUGUCUGGAAGUUUUCACUCACUGUAGGGAAGGGAGAGAAGGAGCUUUAAUAGGCUGAGCUGUGGUUCAGGGGGUCCAGAUGGCAGGCACGAGGGGCCCGGCCUGCACUGGAGUCUGGCUCUAGAGUCCACAGGGGCUCCGUCUUCAACUGGACACAUUCCACAGGACGUGUGCCCAUGAGGUCGUCACCACUGGUCCUGCUCCUCCUGAUCGGCGUCCAGGCUGUACUGAACAUGGGAGGUGGAUUGGCCCAGGGUGCCGGGCCUGCCAACCACAAAGCAGGACAGCAGACGGUAGCCAAUCAAAGAGCAGGACAGCAGCAGAGAGCAGCGGGGGACCACCCUUCUGAACACCACUCUUCACAGGAGCAUCAUAGGACCAGCCACCACAGGACCAAGAAGCACCAUCGGGCAGCUUCUCGCACCCAGGACAGGAGCCCUGUCAUCACGCACCCUACGUCAAACUCCCCUCCUGACCCCUCCAUCCCAGUAGUGGACCCCAAGCUCUUCUCCAAGAGACGCUACCGCUCCUCGCCCCGCGUGGUCUUCAGCGAGGUGCUGCCGUCACACGACGCCCUGGAGGGUGAGGGCUAUGACACUGAAGGGGUGCGGGGGAUGAGGGUGAGGCGCCGAGCAGGGUCGCACACCAUGCACCGAGGGGAGUACUCAGUAUGUGACAGCAUAAACACCUGGGUGGGCAACCUGACACAAGCCACAGACAUAGCCGGGAACGAGGUCACAGUGCUGCCCAACGUUACAAUCAACAACGUGGUGAAGAAACAGUUCUUCUAUGAGACCACCUGCCGCUACCCCACGCACAGAGGCUCCGGGAAUGCCAACGCGGGGAGGUCGGGGGGACGGGGCGGCAAGCAGGGCUCCAAGUCGGGCAACUCGGGCUGUCUGGGCAUCGACAGUCGCCACUGGAACUCCUACUGCACCAACACACACAUAUUCGUGAGCGCCCUGACCAUCUUCAAGGAACGGACAGCCUGGCGUUUCAUCCGCAUCAACGCUGCGUGUGUGUGUGUCCUCAGUCGGAAGUCCUGGGGGGGGCGACUGGGGCACUGACUGGGGAGGACGACUCCUGACCACUGAACUACGAACCAAGCACACACACUUCUCCCUAACAGCCACUGCAGAUUUAUUGCCAAUACUGUAAUCCUCUUCCCCACCUCCAAACACACACCCACACACACACCAUCACACACUGACCAUUGUAUUCAAUCCACACUUACACACACACACACACACACACACAAACAGCUUCACCCAUCCAAUCUCUUGGCCCCUGACCCUACCUCAGUCUGAGAAGUCCUGGUUGUUUUAAGUUAUGAGGACUGCAUGUCAUAUUUAUGGUUUAUACAGUCAAAUAUGAAAAUAUAUACGGUAUGUGUAUAUAUACAAAAUGAAUUCAAGCUUUUAAUGAUGUUAUUAUUGUUGUUGUUGUGUUGUUCAUGCUGUUAUUUAUUAAACACCUCAGUACUUGCCUGGUUUGUUGUGUCACUGUUAGAAAAAGUGGAUUUUCACAGUUUGGCUUUGAAAACUGCUUGAAGCUAUAUUGUUUAUUUGAACGAAUGCAAUGAA